This is a messenger RNA of Helianthus annuus (common sunflower), 1356 nucleotides long. RefSeq lists its product as uncharacterized. The transcript is spliced from 9 exons. The coding region runs from base 94 to 1224 and encodes 376 amino acids. Lineage: Eukaryota; Viridiplantae; Streptophyta; Magnoliopsida; Asterales; Asteraceae. The record is from RefSeq and is a predicted model, not a curated record. Gene Ontology annotation, molecular function: ATP hydrolysis activity.
GACUGAAAUACAAAAGGGGGAAGUGGCCGGCGAUUCUCAUCCUUUCACCCUAUUCGGAGCUCCCCCAGCAAAACAGAUGCAGCAAUAACCACCAUGUCCGUAUGUUAUAGCACCUCCUCAUCUUUCUACAAACACCAUAUUCCCACGUAUUCCAAACCCAUUUCCAUUUCAACUCGAACCAUCAAACCCUUUAUCGCCACCAAGUGCACACCUUCUGAUGAUGCCAACGAUAUCCAUGAAUUAUUAAAGAUACUUCCACAUGAUUUGCGUGACAAUCUUGUGGUGGAGUCUAAAAGAGAUCAACUGUUGGAGGUAAUAUUGGAUCUUGGUCGUUUGCCUGAGGCGCGCUAUCUCGGUGAUUCGGGUAGGAGAUAUUUAAGAGAUACUGAGGUUUCAAUGGAAGAGCUAGAAUACGCAGAAAAUGCCAUUGGAGAAAUAGGAGGAGAUAACAGAGCUGGAAUUACUGGCACCCUGCACCGCAUAUCUGCUGUCAGAAACCGAAAAGGUGGUGUUGUUGGGUUAACUUGCAGAGUUGGCAGGGCGGUUAGGGGUCAUAUAGACAUGGUCCGGGAUCUGCUUCAGUUUGGAGAAAGUAUCCUCUUUAUUGGAAGGCCUGGUGUCGGGAAGACUACCGUUAUGCGAGAAAUUUCGCGAGUUCUUUCAGACGAGUUACAAAAACGAGUGGUGGUGGUUGAUACCAGCAAUGAAAUAGGAGGGGGUGGGGAUAUACCGCACCCGGCCAUAGGCAGCACAAGACGAAUGCAGGUUUCGAAACCGUUUAUGCAACACAAGGUCAUGAUCGAGGCGGUGGAGAAUCACAUGCCUGAAGUGAUUAUUAUCGACGAAAUUAGCACUCGGGAUGAAGUUAACGCUUGUAAAUCGAUUGCGGAGAGAGGAGUCAUGCUUAUCGGUAGCGCUCAUGGUGACCGAUUGGAAAAUAUCAUCAAGAAUCCUGUUUUGUCCCGUUUGGCUGGGGGAGUAGAAACGGUUACUUUAGGGGAUGAGGAAGCUCGAAAGAGAAAUAGUAGGAAAAGUGUUAGUCAGAGGAGCGGUCCUUCUACCUUCCCGUUUAUGAUUGAAAUGAGAGAUCGACACUAUUGGGUUGUACACAAGACGGAAAGAAGUGUGGAUGCAUUGCUUCGUGGGGAAAAGCCUCGGGUGGAGGUUCGGAAGCGGGAGAAACAAAUGAAAGUUAUUAUAGAAAAAUGGAAAAUUGAGGAUUAGAAGAAAACAUAUCCUGAUAAUAAAUUUCAAGAUGAGUUUUACAAUAGCUUUAACAUUUUUAUUUAAUUAGUUGAAAUAUUGGAAUAUAUUUUGAUAUUAUCUCAAAUGAAAUCAUGAUAGUUUUUGCGGUUG